AUGGACCAGCUCGAGGCGCUGCUCGUGCAGUUCCUCCUGCCGGACAAUGCCGCCCGUCAGCAGGCGGAGGAGGCCAUCAAGAAGCUCGCAAAGGAUCCCGCUAUCGUCCCCAAACUUUUGGAGCAGGUGAAAGGUGCUCACCAUGCAGAGGUGCGGCAGUUGGCGGCGGUUCUGCUGCGAAAGAAAAUUGCGGGCCUGUGGAUGAAGCUCACGGCUGAGGUGCAGGAGAACGUGAAAAUGGUCCUCCUGGAGAGCAUUGCCCGCGAGCCGCACCCGCUCGUCCGCCGAGCAAGCGCUGACGUCGUGAGCAUCAUUGCCAAGUACACAGUUCCGAUGGGUACAUGGCCCGGCCUUCUGCAGUUCCUAUUUGAAUGCAGCCAGAGCCAGCAGGAGGACCACCGGGAGAUAGCUCUUAUCCUCUUCAGCUCGCUAACCGAAACAAUUGGGGAGAACCUCCGGCCACACUUUGCUGCGCUGCACACUGUGUUUGUCAAUGGCCUAAGGGACCAGCACAGCAACCGCGUCCGCACAGCGGCCCUCAAAGCUGUUGGCGCCUUGGUGGGGUACAUUUCAAGUCAAGAAGAGGUGCUCAUGUUCCGCCAGCUAGUUCCCCCCGUGCUCGACGUCGCGCGCUUCUGCCUCGCCCACGGCGAUGAGGACACCGCCGGCAAGGCGUUUGAGAUCUUCGACGAGCUUGUCGAGUCGCCCGCCCCUCUCCUUGGCCCCACCAUUCCUGGCAUCCUCCACUUUGCUUUGGAAGUGGCUUCCACGACCAAGUACGAACUAAGUACAAGAAACCAAGCGUUGCAGAUCGUGACAUGGCUGGCGAAAUACAAGCCGAAAACGUUGGUGAAGCAUAAGCUGGUGGGGGCGAUCCUGGGGGCCCUGUGCCCAAUGUGUGCGGAGGCGAGCGGGGGGGUGGACGACGACGAGUAUCCGGCAAAGAAGUCGGCAGCACAGGUGAUUGACACUCUAGCGCUGCACCUCCCGAAGAAACAAGUCUACCCCCCCAUCGCCGCCUUCGCCAAGCAAGCCAUUCAAAGCCCCGACCCGCUCUUCCGAGAAGCCGCCGUCACGUCCCUUGGAGUUAUCGCCGAAGGCUGCGCAGAGGUCAUGCGCAAGCGGCUAAAAGAGCUUUUGCCGGUCAUUCUAGCGGGGCUUCAGGAUGGGGACAAGGAAGUGAGGGGCCAGUCGGCGUUUGCGCUGGGUCUCUUUGCGGAGUCGCUGCAGCCGGAGAUGGCGGAGCACUAUGAGCAAGUGCUGCCGCCAGUGUUCGACCUGCUCAAGGAUCCGGACGACGAAGUACAGGAAAAAGCAUACUACGCACUGGCGGCUUACUGCGAGCACUUGGGCGAGGAGAUUCUGCCGUUCCUGGAGCCCCUCAUGGCGCACCUAAUGGAGGCGCUGCAGAGCAACAAGCGGGAGCUACAAGAGAUCUGCAUAUCGGCGAUUGGCUCCGCAGCAGCGGCCUCGGAGCAGCACUUUCUGCCAUACGCGGAGCGCACGCUGUUUGCCCUCAAGGCGCUGAUGCAGCUGACGUCAGACAAGGACCUGGUGGUCAGGGCACGUGCCACGGAGAUGGUUGGCGUCAUUGCGGUGGCGGUCGGGAAGGAGGCCAUGGCGCCGGUCCUUCCGGGCUUCAUCGAGGACGCCCUCAAGGGUUUUGCCUUGGACUACAGCGAGCUUCGAGAGUACACCCACGGCUUUUUGGGGCAUGCUGCGACGACCUUGGGAGCCGACUUUGCCCAGUACCUUCCCCACGUGAUGCCCUUCACGCUCGCCUCCUGCAACCUGGACGACGGCCAAGUCCUCUUCGACGAGUCUGCCGCCACCCCCUCUGCCAAAAACACCCUCUCCGCCCUUUCUUCCGACUCCGAUUCGGACGACGACUCGGACCGCCGCCGCGCCAGCCUCAGCAUACGGACGGGCGUGCUGGACGAGAAGAGCGCCGCCACGCAGGCGCUGGGGCUAUACGCACGGCACGCCGGCACAGCGUUCGUACCGUAUCUAGAGGAGGCGCUGAAACUGCUGAAGAAGCUGGCGGGGUACUUCCACGAGGACGUACGAUUGCAGGCCGUGCAGUCGCUGGAACAUCUGCUGUCAGCGACAGUGACCGCUUUCCCCAUCCCCCCCUCCAAAGUUCUUCCACCUCAAGUCAAACACGUUCUAGACGUCAUCGUGGAAACGUACCUGCGAACGUUCGACCAAGACGACGACAAGAACACCGUUGCGCAGGCGUGCGAGUCCCUGGCUGCUGUCGUUCGGAGCAUUGGGAUGCCCGGCAUCGAGCCAUUCGUACAGCCGAUCUCAAAAGCGGUCCUCGAGUUCCUGGAGCAGGAGGCCACGUGUCAGCUGGUGGACGCCCCGAGCGAUUCGGACGGCGACGACGAGGAGCAAGAGCACGACGAGGUCCUGAUGGACGCCGCCACGGACCUCAUGCCCGCGCUCGCGGCCGCCCUGGGGCCGGCAUAUGCCCCGCUGUUCGCGGAGCACUUUGUGCCGCUCUGGAAGUUCGCGAAGGCGACCAGGCCACCUAGCGACAGGACCAUGGCGGUCGCCACUGUGGCAGAGGUGGCACGAGAGAUGGGGCCGCCAAUUGCUCUAUACGUGGAUGCGGUGCUGCCAGUGGCUAUCCAGGAGCUCGGCUGCGAGGAGGGCCCCAGCAGGCGGAACGCGUCCUACUGCGUGGGGAAGCUCUGCGAGCACGCGCCGGAGCAGGCCCAACAACACUACCCCGCCCUCCUGUCUGCCCUUUACCCGCUCUUCUCCCCGGACGAAGAACCUGGCGUCCGAGAUAACGCCGCCGCCGCGGUCGCUCGGAUGAUUCUCGCGCGCCCUGGCGUCAUGCCGAUCGCUCAGGUUUUGCCGGUGUUCCUGCAAGCGCUCCCGCUCACGGAAGAUCUUGACGAAGCUGGUGUGGUGUACGGGUGCCUGUUCACACUCAUCGAACACUCGCCGAACGAGGUAGCGCCGCUGAUCCCGCAGAUAGUUAGUGUGUUUGGUCAAACCGUAGUCGAGGAUAGCAUAGACGAAGAGAUCAAGAAAGGCGUAGGAGUCGCCCUGAAAAGCCUGCAGGCUAGAUAUCAAGCACAUCUACAACCGACUCUAGCAGCUUUGCCACCAGAACAAGCAAGCGCACUGAGUAACGUCAUGGGGUCCCUUUAAGUAGCCACAGUCCGUUUGUAAGAAUCUGUCAAAUAUCGAGCCCUUCCCAUCUUCGAACCUGCACUUGAUGCCGUCUUAAGUGGGAGCUUUGGC
Klebsormidium nitens is the source of this 3258-nucleotide messenger RNA. The record is from the annotation of a GenBank genome assembly. NCBI's taxonomy places the organism in Eukaryota, Viridiplantae, Streptophyta, Klebsormidiophyceae, Klebsormidiales, Klebsormidiaceae.